AUUUAAUUUUUCUUCUUUUUUAGAGGGAGAAUGCGUGAGAGAGUGUGUAUGCAAAUUUCAGUCUGAAGAGUACUUCAUUUUUGGAAGAGUGUUAGUAAACAGGGAGAGAAUGCAUGAGAGAGUGAUUUGAGUAUGCAAAUUUCAGUCUGAAGAGUACUUCAUCUUUGGAAGAGUGUUAGUAGAGUAAACAAUUGAAACCUUAACGCAUUGAUUGCUUUAGUGGAAUUUAAUUUUAAGAAAAUGAUUAUAGAACAAGAAGAAGAAGAAUACUAUUUCUGAUAAGUUACAAUACUAAAUUUUACCCAAUAUAUAACAAGACUACAUACAAAUAUUUUAAGUACAUAUUAAUCUUUCUAAAAUAAUGAAAGUUUCUGCGAAUGCAGCAAUGUAAACUACUGCAUUCUAAUACUUUUGCUAUGACCUUGCCACGUGCUAAGAAUUCCACUCUGGCAGUCAAAGCGUUAGUUUCCAAUAUUGUAUACUUCAACUAUAAGUCUCCAAUACACUCUCCAUAAUCUUCUAAUAUACUCUUCAAUAUACUCCUAUAAUUAUUAAAAUCUAUUCGUCGAUGGAUCAAACCCACAGCGCCAUCUGUUUCCAACAUAUCAAAAAAUUUAGCAAGUAUUUGAAAAGAAAGAGAAUUGUAGAAGGAACACCAUGCAAAGGAAUGCUAUUUGGAACGGUGAAAGUGAAACCGAGCACGAAGCAGAAUUCAAAACCCGCGGGACGCUGAUUCAUAUUUAUACUCUUUAGUUCAUUUUUUUAAUACUUUUAACACGCUAUGACGCACACGUGCCCGAUAUAGCGCAAUUUCCUUUGUGGCAAGGAAAAUCGACAGGAUUUGACCUCAUUUGUCUGUCUUUCGUCAAUGCCAGGGAAAAGAAAACGGAAAAAGUUAUUGCGGUGAACGAAGGACUCCGUUUCAGUUCGCAGGAAACGGAGAAAUCAAAAUGAUAUGUAAUAAAUGAUCCUUGAUAGAUUUCUUUACGCAAUCAUUGAUGAUCGUGAAUCGGUAACAAUUUACUUUCACGUAAUGGCGUCUGCUAUUUCUUCAACUUCAUUUCAGAUAUGUUUCUGUUGCAUUACAUUGAAUAUUAUGGAAUAGUAAUAGAGUCACUGUUGACGUUAUAAAACUUGAGAAGUUUAGAUAAAAAAAUUCAGAUAUUAUUUUUGAAAAUAUGGACUCAUUAGUGAAAUGCUAAAUUUGGAAUAUGUUAAGAAGAAAAUAUAAUUAGUUGUAUAAUAAGGAAGAAUUCACAAGUGCAUUUGUAACGUUUCACAAGUAUUUAAAUAAGUCCUGAAUGUCCAGUCUGAUGUAAAUAAACAUUAAUGGAAGGAUUCGGCAGUAGGUCAUGGCUUUUAUGGUGCCAAAGAACUCGAAUGACCUAUCAAACCUGUUUCUUCGCGGCACGAGGAUUCUUCAUUCACCAGGAAGAUGAUUCGACUUACCUGAAUGUCCUAGACCUUGCGCGAGGGUGAAAGUCGAGGUCGAGAUCUACUCUCAGAUUUGGAUAUCGCUUCACGAACGAUUCAGCUAUAUUUAUCCUAAUUAUCCUCUUGAAAUAUGCUUCUUAUAGUUCACUAAAUUGCCUAAUUUAUUUACAAAGUGCUACAGUGAUAAAUUACUAAACUUAUAUAUCUAACUUACUCUCACAAAUGUGAUAAAUGGGUGCAUUAAAAUAAUUAUAGAUUUAGAGAUCUAGAUAUCAAGAUGUUUAGAUAUUUAGGUAUGUUAGAAUUUAGGUAUCAAAGUAAACCAUGCAGGGAUAAAUUCAAGCAUGUAUGAAUUUGAGAACCUACAAAUUUAGCUAUGAAUUUGAGAACCUAACCAUUCACUUCUACAGUAUAAAUAUAACUACAAAGCUAUUCAAAUCUACUUGUGCAAUCAAAAAUUUUUAUUUGCUUAAAAAUAUUUCAUAGUCUGCUUAUCCGCUACAUAAACCUCAAACAAGGCAAAAAACAGAAAAAGAUCUCUGAUAUAAGAAUAACUGGUAUUUUCACAAAAUUACGUAAUUUCUCUUUCACUGAAUAUUUCAUAUUCCGUUCAAUUUACCAGGGCACAUGCAUAUUUCAUUUUUCUCGUUUUUUUUUCCCCUCGUAGCGACGACGUUUCGAGCCAGGACUAGUUCGAGCAUCGAAAGGAACUUUCACGACAGGAAGAAAUAUUUUGCGUCGCAUUUCGGAGAACCUGAAUGGUUAAUUUUUAUUUCCGGCCGUUGUGGCCCUGUUAGCCAGAAAUUUUCAUACAAUCACACCGAUGGAAAGUUACGGGAGCAGGCUCGCGUUGACCGCAGCCGGUCGAUCCAGUUUUCAUGAUUCCACGGAUCCGGAUCCAGCAGGACGUGUCGCGACAAAUCGGGCACCAUUCCUUUCCGUCGAUGCCACCUGACCUCAUAAUCGUGAUUUUCUAAUUUGUUCGCUCUCCCGCGAGCAAUCCGUCCUGCCUGAUCGCAUUCUUUCCUUGGAUCUCUUUAAUUAAUUACUUCGAGUCACGGUAUUCGUUGAAACACGUAGCAGUGUUUCUACUUUAAUCAAAAAUUUCAAUCUAGCAAUAUUGUUGAUGAGUGUUCAAGAUAAUCAUAUCUUUACUAUGAUGGAUGUCAAACACAGUAAUUGUCUGUGUGUAGCAAUUGUUAUUGUUAUUAGGUAUAUUCUUUGAGACUGUGAGCAAUUAUAUUUUAUAGAGUAAUUGCCAUUGAUGUAGCAAUAAUACUCUACAAGUAAUACUCAUGUAAGAAUAAAGACAUGUAUUGCUACAGCAGCUGCUACUAUCAGCAAUUGCAAUAGGUUAUAGCAGAGUAGUUGCCAUUGGUGUAGCUACAUUACUAUUUGUACAAAUAAUACUUAUAUAAGAAUGAGGACAUGUAGUGGUAUAACAGCUGCUACUAUCAGCAAUUGCAAUAUGUUAUAGCAGAGUAGUUGUACAAAUAAUACUCAUGUAAGAAUGAGGACAUGCACUGCUAUAGCAGAUAUUCUCAGCAAUUGUAGUUACAAUCUUCAGUAAUAUUUUGUAUGACCAUAAGCAGUUUUCAUAUUGCUAAUUGAAUGUGUGAAUAGAUAGUAGGUGAACAUCUAUCAGAUAUUGUAAGGAUAUUAUUAAUGUAUACAAGCAAUUAUCAUAUUGCUGAUUAUAGUAGUAUCUGUAAGUGUAUGAUUAUCAACUCUCUGUAACAUGCUUGAAGUAUUAUAAUGUACUGUCCAUAUUCUUAUUUUCUCUAAAUUUGCACUUUAAUAUCCUCAGCAUUAGACUAACAGUAUUUUAAUUUCCAGAUAGCUGCACUUUCUAAGACACCUAAUUAUCUCAUUAGAGGUGAAAUUAUUCAAGUCGACUGCAACUAUACAUCAUUCUUGCAUCUAUAAGAAGAUCCUUGAAGUUGCAAAAUCAUAGCAAUCACUUUGCAAAGAUUAAGAAACGAAGCCUUUCUCUGAAACCAGGAAUAACUGAAGAUAGUCUCUCGAUCACAGCAUAAGAUUUCACUUUCCGUCUAUGCGGUAAAUCGACCUGUCUUCAUUUGCAAUCGAAGACCUAUCAUUAGCAACGUUGAUUGUGUUGUUUUUCCAAUUUCCGUUCGGAUUUACGUGUGUUGAGAUAAAAAGAGACCCCGCAGAGCAUAGUGGGUAGGGUCCAGCCGUAACACGAACGUGAAAGUAAGAUUCCACUGCACGAGCCUGUAUUUACCUUUGCGAGCUCUUCGUACGUACACACUGGAGAACCCGUUUCGGGAUUUUACACGUUCCAGCGGGCAAACAGGCGUGGACCGUCCCACGGAACCGAUUAGAAAACUUUCUCCAUUGGCCGUGACCUCGAUACCAGCCACGUUUCGGCGAUGACGUGCUGCAAAGGCUCGAUAAGGAAUCCAAUUCCACCGAGGUUCUUCCCAAGUUACGCCAAUGUGGAGAACGCGAAGAUGUGCUAUAGGAAACGUGGAAGAAAGUUUGCAGUGGCUUUUAUUCGGAUUCGUUUGAAUGAAGUUUAAUUCUGAAAUUCCUGAGGAAUCGAAAUAAACAUUAUUGUAGAUCUGAUCAUUGUAGAUCAACACGUUUACGAAUCCAACGCGGUACAAUCAAGCAUCAUUCAAUACGAUGGAACGUGAGCGACGUACGAACGUGGGUUCACGAGUAUUAGGCUGUUUGGAGAGGAUUGAAUAAUGUUUUGAAUGCAGUGUAAUCGCCUCGUGACAGGAAUCUUAACGCAGAACUUGUGUUGAAGAAACUUUAUUUCGGAUGGGACACUUGAGAUACAAUUUAGUUAAAUUAUUCUGAGAUCAUCUGACAUCAAAUACUCUGUAUACUCUGGCCUCAAACGCUGUGAAUCUUGUUCUCAAGAUUCUGGAUCGUCCGUCAAACACUCUGGAUAUUCUAACCUCAAACAUUGUGGAUUCUUUGAAUUGCAACAUUCUGGAUCAUCGGACAUCAAACGGUCUAAAUAUACCGACGUUCCACACCUUCUAAACACUCUUGAUCUCCUACUAUCUCCUUUAACAUUCUGGAUCUUCGCUUUGAAUACACGUGAUUUGCGAAUUUUAUUUAAGACAAGUCUUUAUGUGUCUGUACUUGAAAUGUCUGAAACACAAUGACCGAAAUGGCACAAAUACUCGAGCACCUGAUCAAUCGGUCACGUAACGUUUGUGAUGCAAGCCGAAUUAAAAUUCCAAGUGGGAGGUUUCAUGUAACGAAAGCGAUCCACUUUUCAUACAAAUUUCCAGCGAAUGGCUAGCCAGUGAACUUUUACUGAAAAAGGGCGUAGUGACUAGAUCGAUUGCAUACGGUUGCGGAGAGCCGAGAUAUAGCAUUGUUAUACAGUUGACCUUUAUCGCGUGGCCCUCCCCUUGUUCUUUUUCCCGAGCCGAGUUUCCCACGGGACCUUAGAUCUUGCUCUCUGAACUGUCUUCCAUGUGUGCGAGCAAUUUUCAUUUAAUCUAUAUGCAUACCCCGUGUGUCAAUAAAAUGUUACACGGUUUUAUGGCUUUUGCGGUGAACGCGAUCACGCUAAGGAUCUCUCGUAGAUAAUUAAAUGUAAGCAACAUUAUGAAUAUGUUACACUCUUUACGGGAUCCAGAUGAAGAUUCUGCUUACUUUCCAUCACGCGUCGGGGCGUUCUUGCAUGUGCGAAAUCAGCGCUGUAAUUGUAUAAGAAACAUUGGAUGAAAGUUUAUGUUCCAAGACUUUUGUAUGUCGAAUUGGAGAAAAAUAUCAUGAAAGUGGAUCGUUGUUUUUACUACGCGGAACAGAUUUAAUUCGUUCUGAUACUCUACUUUAGGUAGAGUCACAAAACAGCUGAACACCUGUGUCUGGGACCGCUUAAGUAAAUGAUCUGAGUAUCUGUGUAUUCAAGUAUCUAAUUGCUGAAUUACUUGAUUAACUAAACACCUGAAUAUAUGAAUACAUACUCAAUAUGUAUAGCUCUAAGUACCUGAAGUACUGCAGCAAGAGUGUGAGUUUAUGAAAUCAUUAUGCAAAAUGUUAGAGUAGAACCUAAAACAUAAGAGUAUAUUAAAAGUUCUGAGUACCUGAAGUACUUAAGCAAGAAUAUGAUGCUUUUUGUGGGAUUUUAAUGAGCUGAAGCGGUCAAAUAGCUUGCCAUCUGCUCGUUAAACCGCUUAUUGGUCAUACUCGAAGGAUUACGGCGCUGCAAAGGAUGCUCAUCGAGCUCGAGGAAGAUUUACCCUGACCCACUUCCGGUCAAGUUCAUUGCUCAUCCAUGGCACGCUGGCCUUACCUUGCACGACUGCCAUUCUUCGCCUCUUCCUGAUUCUUUCUCUUGCUCUCUAUUCACCAACCGGCUCAUCUUGCGAAUCUUGACGCCUCCGCUUUGACUAAACAGUAGAGCGAGAAUAGCAUUGAUCAUCGUCCCUCGGUAAAUUAUGCUCGGAGAGUGAAUAUCUCGAAUUGCGAAAUGUAUCGCGGUGUGAAGACAGCCUCGGAUAGUAAUUGAGAAGUAUCAGAUUUAGAAAGUAUGUAUCUUUCACCGUGACUCAUCGUGCUCGUUCAGCUACAUUCUUUAAGAACAAAUUUAUCAAUUGUUAAAUAUCAAUUUGAUUCUUUUAUGUGAAUUGUAAACUUAGGAAUCAAUCAAAAAUAUUUGUAGAGAGGUUAAUGUUUGUAUGGUAAUUAAUCUUCAGAUAAUGAAGUGAUGUUUGAUGCUGUGUUAAUAAUUAUUAUUAAUAUUUAGAGCAAAGUAAUUACAAUAUAGCAACGUUGUACAUAUUGAUAUCUAGAGCAAGACAAUUAGACAAUUAGACUGUUAAUAUCUAAAUACUCUGUUAUUGAUAUCCAGCCCAAUUAGAGUAAUCUUCAAAUGCACGGUAGCAUGUUAAUAAUUAUUGUUAAUACUGCAAUGAGAAAUUCUUAAUGAAUGAAACAUAAUUGAUACCCAAACCGAGCAUAAAUUCACCGAAAAAGGACACCAUGAUUUCAAAUGCAAAUACAAGUAUUUAUGAUGCAUAAACGGUAAAGUUCCUUUUCAUACUAAUCAGAUAUUCAUUAAGCUCAUUCAUGUUGCGAUCACAUAAAUUACCCUUAAUUGCAGCGCAUUUGUUUUCAAUUAUCCAGGAGUCCGUAUUUUAAUAAACGAGGAUCGAAUCGUGCCACGUGUCCAGAAUCGAAGGCAAUUUUAACGAACAGUCUACUUGCGGAAGCGUUUAUUACCUGCGUCACGAACACCUGUUAAAAACUCAUCGCGGAAGUUCCGACGGUGGCUGCCAAUAAAGAAAGAAAAUCGAGGUUUCAUAAAGUGCAUCCUGACACGAGCGGAAACGAGUAAACAGGAAGGAUUGCGGCAAUUCGUGAAGGACCUUUCCGUGGUAUACGACAGAAGAGUCAUCCUGUGUUGUGCAAUUUUAAUCGAACCGCUAUGGGACAAUUCAGGCUCCUCAAGGAACGAAUAUACGGGAUGUUGAGGAAAAGGUAUCAAGUUCGAAGAUAAAAUUUUUCUUUCGUCACAUGGGUGCAGCGUGAAUCGCGAAUUACAAAAUGCACGAGACAAUGGGGAAGACGUAUUAUCUCGCAUAGGUCUUAUUUAGCACACAAGGAGGACGAAGGGAGGUGAUUUUCAACGCAUCAAACAUUGGCUCAAGUACGUGGGAGAAGAGGAGGAGGCCCCAGUGUAAUCAUCAGCAUGCCGUGUAUCCGGGCAUUCAAUUCGAGGAUUCUCCUCGCCCUCCUUCGGGGAUCUUCUUCAUUGUGCAUACGUCUCCUCUUAGCGCUUUCGCAACGUGAACGGCCAGGACCAGGAUCCAAUCAUUAGGGGAAAAAUGCGCAUCCCAACAAAACGAUCGGAAGUGUAAUCGAUUCUUAGCGGAUAAAGAUUGAUGUUACGACAGUUAAUUGUAGGGUGAUAAUUUUCUCCAUUCAAAUCGCAUGAAGGAUAUUGCGUGAUAAUAAUAGCACGAGAGAUGCAUUUAAUGUUUUCAUCGCUUCCGAAGGAAUUGUGCUUACUGCUAAUUAUUCUGUAAUUAGAGAAAUGAAAGAGAACCUUUGUACUAAGCAUAUUACCAGAGGUCACCGCCUCCUUGGAAUGCGUGAUAUAAUACACUUAAGACUGAUGUCGCCAAGGAAGUCUACAUGUGUUUCUUGACAGGAAGCAAAACCAUAUGACACCUUUGUCGAAGACAGUCCUCGAUGCCAAUAAUGAAUAUCGAUGGAGAAGUUACAUAACGAUCCAGAAAACGCUUUAGAGUGUAUCGGACACAUAAUAGAGGAAUUCCUGUUGGGUUACGUGGAUAGAGCGUAAGAAAUCGAAUGGCAAUCAGUCGUGGUGGAACGAUCGCAAAAAAGUGAAUUGAACGGUGAUCAAGCCUCACGCUCUAUUGUCAGGAAAUGCAUUGGCGUCGCCGCACUAUAGCGGCUAUUAUCGGGUUUUCUUACUGUAUAUCACGCUGUGAAGGGAAGUGGCUUUCCCUGCCCUUGUUUCGAAACUGUCAUAUCCCUUGCUUUAUUGCCUCUUCAAAUGAUGAAAAUCUUUCAUCAUUAUCAGGAUUUGAUUACCCGUUUCCUUUCAUUAAUCUUCAAGAUUAUAAUAGGAGGAAGAUUAAUAUCUUUGUGGUAAUAUUUCAAAUUAUGGGAAUCUGAUAAUUAUCAUCUUGUGUUUCAAAUUAUUAUCCGCAAAAAAUGUAUUAAUGUUACAUGGUUGUACUCAUUGCUAGGAAUAUUUGGAUACAGGUUUAUUUGAAAUAUCAUAAGUGUCUGAUACUUGUGUCCUGAGUGCCGACCGAGUGACUGACCCACGAUUCCUUUGAGAACUUGCAUAACCGAGCCACGUACUACAACCGCCUCUCACUUCGUUUGAUACUGUCCGAUUUUAUUCGGGCUAACAUGUGCCUCGUACACCGAGGUUGAAAUUCGUCCAGCAGGCUGUGACGACGCUUGCAUAGUUUACCAGAAGAAAUUCAGUGCGCCUAUAAUGUUACACUGAUUUAUUUUACUACCGAAUUAGGCUUUGCUAUUGUGUUAUACUAAUGUCUGCGUGCUUAUCCGCUGAUGUGAUUCUAUGAUUUAUAGUACUGUAUUGUUAUACUCCUAAAGCGGUAAACUAGUGAAUCAGAUUUACUAUUACCCUGCUACAGGAUUAUUCUAUUACGUAGAUCUGUAGUAUAGAUUAACUGCUAUGAGUAAUAGCUCUCUGCUCUAUUGUAGUAUCUUAGUAGUUCAGUAGUAUUGUAGGCAUGAUGUAGUAAAUAUUAAUGAUAUAGAAUGAAAGAAUGUAACUUUAGUAGUAUCAUAAAAUGGUACUGAAAUACUAAAGGGUUAUAAUGAAUUAGACAUAUCUCAUAAAGUAUACAAUUGUCUGUGCUUGCAGAAAAGUAGGCUUUCAUUAUAGCAUAUGUAGUAGCCUAACUGUAUAGUAGUGUACAAUAAUUAUGCUAUAAGUGCAGGUUACAUAUACAAAGUGCUGUACCCAUUAGUACUCUAGUCCAUAAACAUUGUAAAAGGCAAAUGAAUUGAGUCAAUGUUUAACAAUUACAGGAGCAUCUACAAGGGAAAGCAUUAAUAAGAGCACAAUUCUACCAGGCAGGAAAAUCCAGCGUUUCGAACGGUUUAUUGAAUUCUGAGCGUAGAAAACGUUCGUCAAACUUUUAGAGCAGAAAAGAAAACUAUUAAAAGCGCUGCGACUGUAACUGGAUGGUAUCGAGUGCCGGUAAUGGAAACACUUUUACAACCGACAUUUUAUCAAUUUCUAAUUACACGCGUAAACGUUGCGAGAACGAAUAAUAAAAUGGAAAAACGUUUCCUUCAUAUUAGCACGGUACUUUCUACUUUUUGAGUCAACUUGACCUUACUGCCCUCUGGUACGUUGGUCUUUCAUUCUCUAAUGAAAAUACGUUAAAAAUAAUAUUCUUGGGAAUUUAACUAACUUUCGAUGUACAACCUCGUAUUUUCUCCUCGCAAUUCGGUGUAUUUAAUUAACAGAAUUUAACAGUGCGUGGACACUUUCACCGCGUCACCCAUAGCUCUUUGCUUUCCAUCGUGCUGGAAUUGGCAAAUUAAUGUCUAUUACGAAGGCUGCACGCGUCUUCCUGAUCGACGAAUGACAGAUAGAAAUCAGAACCGUAUUCGUUAUGAAAGGUCAUUUUUCUGCAUGGCUAUUCCGAUAUCUAUCUAGUCAUUCACACUUCUUUAAUAAUACAGGAAUUCAGUACUAUUGUACAAGUGCUCAGAACAAUCUUUGAGUGUGGAUUAUACUGUACAGAGAAGAGAUUUUUCAGUGAAAGCAAACGGUAGCUAAAGGAUCAAAUCGUAACGUUUGAUCGAUGCAUCGUAUUCAGUCAGCUCCAUGAAAUGAAACUUUGUUGUCCUAUGUACGUGAAACGUGUUCAACUUCUGCAAAUCCGGACAGGUUUGAUUGCGCAAAGAUGUUCGUUGCCAUUGCCGACAUAUUGUGCGCCUUGUGUGGCAGAAUUGCCAUAUUGGACAUUUGGAACUUCUGAGGAUGCGAAAUUUUCAUGUGUGGGAACUUGAGGAUGUGCACAUUUGAAAAUUUAGGAAACUUGAGAGUUUGGAAAUUAGAAACAUAUGCAACUGUAUAAAUUAUUGUUCUAAAGCCGCCCAAGACAAAGAGUGGGACUCGUGUUUGAUGGACAGUAUCAGCUGGAAAAAGCUACUUAUCUGGAAUUGUCUCAGGCAUAUACCGGUUCGCCAAGGGGCCAAUCGAAGGAGAGGCUUUCUCCUGGAUCACGGUCUGUCGGUGUUCCUUCGCACGGAGUCUCCACAACUUCUGGAGGGGAUAUCUAUAUAGUCUGUCCAUUCCGGCUGAGCCCCUUCAAACUGUUCACGAUCCUAAGCCCGUGUACGCGUAUUGCCAGCCCGUGUAUCUAUCGAGAUCAAUCGCGAUUUAACCGGUGCUCUCCACGAGAUCCUCUUUGAGAAGUUACCGGCGAAAGAACAAACAGAGGAGAAAAAAGGUUACCGCGGUAGAGAGAGGCGUGUAAAGGGGCAUGGCUCGAGCGUGGUGCGUUGUGAGAAAGUGCAACAGAGAACAGUAACGCGCGAAACGUAACCGAGUCGUGAGGUUUUUGACCGGAAGUCGGAAAGGAGAGACGCGGGAGUUGCUUGAGCAGUACGCUGGUACAGGAUAUACUCUGCACCAUGAUCGUGCAGAGGUGUCUAUUGGCAGCACCGAUCUGCUUGCUCCUGUCGAUUAAUUUCGUCAGGAUCGAAGCCGAACGAUGGUCAAGACAGGUGUCGAACAGUGAAUGGAUUCCAUUGGCGAACCCCAGGGCCACUCAGACCCAGAUCGAGCAAAGUAGCCCACCUGCACUACUGGCAAGCGGCUCUGCACAAGUGCCGCAACUUCCACAAUUGUCCUUGCCACCUCCUCUUCAACAACAGUACCAAGAACAACUUCUGCAGCUGCAGAAGACGCAAGAGAGCAUACAGAAGCUACUGCUGUUGCAGCAACAGUUGAAGGCCCAACAGCAACUUCUUCAGUCCCAGACAUUCCUGCCCAGCGGAUUCAGCAGCACAGAAGAGGAUAAGCAACUGCAUCACAGUGGAUUAACAAACUCGCCAACGUUGCCCGACGCCGCGUCUGAGGAUUUGGUGCCACCCCUCCCAGCAUCGGAAGCGUUGCCACCGGUGUUUCCGGCGCAGAACUUCUACCAGCAGCGACCUCGACCUCCGGCACUGCCGAAGCAGGACCUUCCUCAAGAAUUUGCGAGCUUGUCCGGCCAAGAAUUCAAAGGUCAACUGUUGCCACAAGGUCAGAACCUUGGGAACAUUGGGCAGAUAGAUGAGAGCCAGAGGCAGGGAGCGAAACACCUAACUGAAAGUUUACCGCCAGCUCAGGAUGAGGAGGAAGAGGUACAGUUGGUUUAUGUGCCGGCAGAGACGCUGGCGCAACGAGGUCAGCCUAAAAGGGGGCGAGGAAGAAAGCAGUUCCCGCAUCGCCAGCAGCACCAGCAACACCAUCAAAACCGCGACAAUCAAGGUGUCGAUACCAGCGCCAUCGUGCCUGAUCAGGACGCCUACACCCGCCAAUUGUUGCAGCAACUACAAAUGGAACGCGAAGAGAAAGAGCGGUUCCUGAAAGAGGAAAGAAUGAAGGAGAUUGCGAGGUUGAAUGAGGAGCAGCGAGAGCUGGAGAGGAAGGCUCGUCUUCAGCAGGAAGCUCUGCAAAGAGAACAAGAGCAGCAGAGACUGCGUGAAGCGGAGAAGAAGAGAAAGGAGCUGGAAGAAAUAGAGAAGCAGAGAGAACUGGAAAGGAUCCGCGAGGCCAGAGAGAAGCAGCGAUUAGAGGAGUUAGAACAAAGGAGAUUAGCCGAGAUUCGAGCGAAGGAGGAGAAAAGAAGAGCUGAAGAGGCGGCUAGACGAAGAGAGGCUGAGGAGGCAGCCAGACAAAGAGAGGCUGAAGAGGCGGCCAGACAAAGAGAGGCUGAGCGAUUAGCCGCCUUGGAGAGACAGAAAGAGCAGGAGCUUCAGAGGGCUCUAAAACAGCAGCAGAUUCUGGAGAAACAACGAGAGGACGAGGCGAGACUUAGUCGUACGAGACUGGAAAAUCAGGAUGGUGUUGCGCAAGCUCUCCCUCUGAUCAAGGAUCAACAGCAACAGCUACAUCGCCAACACCUAACCGAAACGUCAAAACCGGCUAAAAGCAAGAUCAGAGGAAGGCCUCGUCAAAGACCACACCAUCAUGAUCAACAGAACUAUCGGGAAACCACCACUACCACCACCCCCUCCCCUAACCAGCCACCUUUAUCGGUGUACAUGGGUAGCUCCAGCUCGAAGACAGCUAACGUGAAAGUAUCGGACGUGUUGAAGCUCUUAAAAGACGCAAAAACCAUCGCUGUUCUGGACACCGUCGGUCCAGACACUCCACAAGUUUUCGUAGGUCCAACGAAUCUUGACCCACCUUCGGGAUACGCCAAGUUUGAUCUUCCGUAUCUGUCCUCCAUCGAUCACAACCGAGUUGAGAGGAAGGUAGACAAAUUGCCUUUCUUCGUGGCGCCGCUUAGCUUCGAUCCUCCGCCAGGAUACUCCAAGAUCCCCUUCCCAGCGCCUCAUAUCGGCUCCGUCGUCGUAAAUACUUUAGACAACACCGAUCCUAAAGACAGCGAUAACCCUAAUCCGAGUCCAACCCCGUUGAUAGAACCUAACUCUUAUCUGGAUGGCCUGAAUAGCGGCUCUGAUUCCUCCACUCCUCUGUACGAGCCACAGACCACCAUCGGCUACUCCCAGGAUCAGGCGAGUACGCCUAAGUAUGAACAAACGUACUCUUCGGCUCCUCCAACCGGGUACUCGGGAUCUAGGUUCAGAUUUAGGCAGUACUACGGCGACAGCAAGCCAGCCUCCGUGAUCACCACCUCCUAUUACGACGAUCAGAGGCCUACGACGAGGAAACAUAAAUACUUUGACGAUAAUUUAAGAACCACCGAGAAUCCUUUGCAGAAUACCAGAGUGGAGACCUCGGUGAGUCAACGAGAAGAGGUUUCCUACUCCACCACGCAAAGAAUUAAGGAUGAGUCGAUUAUUACCGAGGACCCUGCGACCAAGGCUCAGGAUGUAGCCGCUCAGUUGGCUCUCAUUAAUCAGGAACUUGCUCAGCAAAGGGAGGCUCAGAGAUAUAACACGGCAGGACAAUUUAAUCAGUACAACACUCAAUCUACCACUGGUUUAAGUCACAGCUUCGACGGUGAAAUCGCUUCCGGUGAUAUCAAUGAUGUUAGGAGUCCUGUUGGACCUACACAGUAUAGCUUGCCCGCGGAGCUGCCCGCGAUUUCUCCUCAUCUACCUGGUUUGGUCAAUUCUCUGUUAGACAAGAACGAGGCCAAGCUUCAAACUACCAGUACGACGACUUCCACGACUACCACCACCACGACCACUCAACGUACUCCGACGACUACUUACAGGCCACGCAGUAGACAGAGGAACAGAGUUGUUUCCACGAGACCAAGGACGACAACUCAGACGCCCUCCACGAGGACGAAUGCAGACAGAAGUCGGAGGCCGUACAAUAGGUCCAGGUCUAGAUUCACUACCACGACAGAGGACUAUCGCGAAUCUGCAUACGAAGCUACUAAAUCCAGAAUCCCCGAAACUACAGCUAGAUACAAUGCGGAGCAAAGAAGGCCAAGCAGUAGGACGCAGAAACAUAGGAGUCGAGAUAAAGCGAGUCAACAGGCUGAAGUCUUCCAGAGUCAGAACAUCCAACAACCAUACGAAAACGUUCCGAAUGACGCGGUUUCUCCGACGCCAUCGAGCGCCUUCCUACAACCGACGGGUCCAGACUCCAGCCUUCGUCAGUUGGACGCGUCUCCGAAUCCCCCGGAGAAUUAUCCACCCAGCACCAUCAGCACUACCGAGAACUACCCCUCUUUACCAGCAAGUCACGGAUCGCCAUUAAUUUCCGAGGAUUACUCGAGGAGUCAGAACUAUCCCCAAAAUCUUCCCCAGGAUUCGCGCUAUCGCGGAGGAUACGAUCAGAGCGGAUUAGAGCAAGGUGGUCUCGAGAACGCCCCGGUAAAUGGAUUCAAUUAUCAGACGCAAAACAGGGACACCUACGAGCAGGGUAUCCUUCAGAGACCGAAGGACUAUCAGCUAGACGGCAAAGCAGAGAACACUGACUUCGAGUUGGCCACCACUGCGAAUCCACGACUCAGCGCACAGGAAGAGCAACGUUAUUCCUCGGUUUACGAGGUGAACGUACCACAGACGCAGCCGGAGUUUGGUUUGACCGGACAGAAUUUACAUCGUCUCGAGACCGAGAAGAUUCAACCUGGCGCUGCUGACCCCAACGAUCCAGUAUUUGUCCUGCUGCCGGAGAACAAACAGGAGGAUUACGAGCUCUCUGUUUCCUCCACGGAGACUCCCAUCUCUGAUAUCACGACAGAGACAACCACGACGAGUACGACCCCGGUGAUAAUCCGACAACGCGUCCGAGGACGCGUGGGCUCCCGCGUGCACCACGAGCCCUCGGUUCAGACCCGAAACAGAGGCUCCCAGGACGAAUACGUCCGUUUCAACGUAGUGAACCAAGAAUCAACGCGAACGUCUCCCAGACAGCGAAGCAGAACCAGAUCACGAAACCAGAAUCACGGGUCGCAGGUUCAGACCGACGGCAACGAGUACAUCAAAAUCCACGUGGCUCAACAGAAGCAGGUCGCCACCACGACCCCGCAGCCGACUACGACCACCACUACCACCACCACCACUGAACGUCCACCGGAAGAGGAUGUUGAUUACGGAUUUAUCAGACCGCCGAACUUCCGACCGGUACAUCCGGUGGAUAACAGAUUCCCGGCACCUGUUACGUUCCGGCCUCAGCUUUCAGAGCAUCUUCUGCAGGUGCCGCAGCAAUCACUGUUACCCAACGACGAGACCGCAGUGGAAUCGAGUCCCCCGCAGACCCAGCUGUUAAAAACCCGUCAGAAAUAUCAGCAAGCACCUAAUCGUCGCUUGCCUAUAAAAGCCACGACUCUGCCACCUGCGACCACCACUGAAGCCAUCACCACCACAGAAAGAAUACCUGUUGCCACGGUGCUGCCGGAUGACAGUAUAUACACCGUGAAACCAAAGUCCCGAACCGAUGAGCCUAAGCAAGGCAGAGUAAGAAGCAGAGUUCGACGACCAGGUAGAAAGCGCGUUAGCACGAGCACCACGGAAUCGGUACGAGAAGCGCACAACGAGCUGCCGUUGGAUGAAAAUUAUCCUCGAAUUCGUCCUCAGUCGACGACUACCGAACAGCCACAACAAGCAAAUUUGUACGAUGAUAAUUAUGAUGGUGCUCAGUAUUCUUCGUCGCGCAAUCAGGAUAAUCAACAAUUUUAUGAGACGUCCAGUGAGAAUUAUCCCGCCGAGUUCAUCCUGAAUUUCGGCAACUACCCGUCCCAGCACCGCGACGAGUACGACCAAACGCAGCUGGCCAGCGACGUCCCGCGAAAAUACAGUCAAGAAACUGGAGCGAAGGCGAUCUCCGAAGAUUCUCGUUCGACGACGGCAGACAUUUAUGGUUCGGAGAGUCAGUGGUCCACGAAAUUGACCAGGACCUCGUUCCAGCCGAGUUUCGCAGUGAACCGUGUAGCUGGCGAAGCGAAAAAGGAUCGCGAGUGGUUGCACGAGUCAUCGAAGGACGUUCCCGAUAUAAUCACCGCCGCACCAGAGCCAUCGUCUGUCACGCUGCUGGUUUCUUCGGAGGAUAAGACUAGCGAGGAAGCGCAGGACGAGGAGUCGAUGCUAAUGGGUACCACGAUAUUUGGCAGGAAAACGAACACGCAGGAUCACACGGAGAGAAUGAAUGUUAACGAUACCACAACCGAUGCUCCGAUAAUGCGAGAUAUUAAUGGAAGCGAAGCGGAAACGAAUAGGGAACCGCAGGAGCCCUGGUUGAUAGAUAAGGUGGAAAGUUCCACGGAGAAGCGGGGCGAUAUUGAUUUCGAGAAGAGCCUGAAGAAGAGCGGAGAGACCGGUGUUAUUAAAAAGGGUACACGAAGAAGGAGAGUUCGCGUUCGGGUGAGACCAGCCGUAGACGACUUCGUCACAGCCGAGUCCCAGCACUUCAAUUCCGCUUUCAACGGCUUGUUCAGAGAUCAAUACAAGUACAAUCCCAUCCGUGAGUCCAAGCUUCCAACUUCGUCGAAUUCGCCGGACAAGUUCGAUGUCCAAGACUUCGAGAUAUUGAAGAGCAACGAACCGAAGCCUACGACCACCGAAGUACCGGAAGAAGCGUGGACCAUGGCGCCUGCAGUGACAACUCCCAUGAGUAUCCCGGACGAUGAAGAGACUACAACGGAGGAUCAAGUUACUACGCUACCAACGACGGAAGUACCCGAAGAAACCACGGAGUCCUCCUACGAGGACUUCGUCUCUAGGUUGAGUGAGACCAACGAGACGAAGAAGACAAAGAAAGAUAACUGGAGAGAGAAGAGUGUUAGGGUGACCUUGAACCUCGGGUCAAUCGCAGACGCGAUUAAAGAAAACGAUGUCGACAAACUUAGCGACGAAUCGAACGAGUUGAAGGGCGAAGACAUAAGUUUCUCUGGAACUCGUUCCAAGAAUAACUUCGAGAACGAGGAGAAAGAUGUUUCUUCGGAGGAGUCAAAGGAUGGCGACGAUUAUCCAAAGAACCACCGAGCGAAAUGGAGCGAGGUGAGAUAUCCUUCCUCUUACGAUCAUCCCCAAGCAUCCGGUUGGAGCUACGAGCCAAAAAGUAACAGCAAACCUCCCAGCCCUAUUCCUGGACUGGUGACCAAGGAAGGAGACAGCAGCGUGAAGACGCUCUCCGAUUACGUACAAGCGAUUUUCGACACUAUGAAGAGCGCCGAGGAGGAAACGACGACCGCGAACACUGAGGAAUCCACGACCCUUCAGAUUCCGCUCGAUGAUGAGUUCCAGGAGAGAACAACGACGAUGGACGUAGAGGAUAAAACCACUCGGAUCUCCGUUGACGAGGAAGCGCAGACAAAGAGCGACGAGACAGACAGUAAGGAAAUGACCACGGAGUCUUCGACGAACGCGGAUCUGGAGAAUGUAACGACCUUGGAGAAACUCGCCACGACUCCCCAGAGCGUCAGUUCAUCAUCGGAAUCUUCGACAACGGAUCCUACGCCAGCAAGGACAACCACAUCGCCCAGUAACGCAACGGAGUCCAUCCUCGGAAAGAUCCUGCGGACCUCCACGACCACCAAGGUCUCCCACAUGACGGAAAUCUGUUACAGAGGCCGGUGCGUGAUGACCAGGCCCAGUCGAGAAGUUCGUUUAAGAUGAAGAUCAUCUACGUCUAUUCCUCGUUCAUUUCGAAAACGCGGCUAGCAUGGACGCUGACUGAACGGGCCUCGUUGUUCGCCAUCUUCGUAACCGAGUGAUUAUUUAUUCAACGGAAGCUUUUGAUUCUCUAGUGUCAGGGAUGAAUAUGAACAGAUUAGAGUGAAGUUUUUACUACAAGAGUAUGCUAAAUAUUUGUAUGAGUUUGGAAUGGGAGGGGGAUGUGAGGGGUGAGUUUCUUGGAGAUGUACCAAAUGUUUCAUUGAUACUCGGUGUUUUGUUAUCGCAAUGUUAGCACUUGGACGACGGGUCACUAAGCAUUACUAUAAUUCUUGCCUGGAGUAGGUCAUGCACCCUGUAUUAAUGGCGUCAGUGACCCACGCCAGACACGAUUAAAUAGAAGCUUGGAAAUUUAAAAACUUCUGAACCUGGAAAUUUAAACAUGGUCCAAGUGUUAAUCCUAGGAAGAUAAACGUCGUCCAAGUAUUAAUCCUUUGAAGAUGAAAAAUGAAUCUGAAGAAGUAUCUUCAACGAUGUCUUUAAAGGAUUGUGCAAUAAUCAGAAAUGUAAAAGAACACGUUGAUUGUCAUGAAUAUUAAAAAUCAAUGCAAAUCUUGAAUAGCAAUAAUUUAAAGUAGUUAAUCGAAGAAUGAAUUGUAUAUAUUUUUAAUAUUUCUUAUGAUAUAUCUUGUGGGUCAUAUUCCCAUCGUGUCAGUCAACGUGUUAAAAAGCUAUCGAUUACGGAAAUUAAUAUGCUCGUUGUGCAGGUUGAAGCGAAUCGAUUUAAUAAGAGAUGAUUGACUGCAAAUCGAUCGUGACGUGGCUGUUUAUGAAAACGUUUGCUGAACGUUGUCGUGGCAGCUCGGUUCGAAGCGGAAAACGUAGGCCCGACCCAGGCCGCUUUAAACGAUAGGGGGCUAAGUCUAUUUAACUUAAUUACCUGCUGCUGUACUGUUGGUAUACGUGUAAGUUAAGCGUUUAAGUAUUUUCAAUAAAAACACGAAGAAAGCAAGGUCUCCUUUGACCCUCGAUAGUUCUUUGACGAUAA
This is a messenger RNA of Megachile rotundata (alfalfa leafcutting bee), 18241 nucleotides long. RefSeq lists its product as uncharacterized. Lineage: Eukaryota; Metazoa; Arthropoda; Insecta; Hymenoptera; Megachilidae. The record is from RefSeq and is a predicted model, not a curated record.